Chinchilla lanigera (long-tailed chinchilla) is the source of this 3785-nucleotide messenger RNA. It is a transcript of the gene Lamp2, whose product is annotated as lysosomal-associated membrane protein 2. The coding region runs from base 16 to 1491 and encodes 491 amino acids. Gene Ontology annotation, cellular component: membrane. The record is from RefSeq and is a predicted model, not a curated record. Lineage: Eukaryota; Metazoa; Chordata; Mammalia; Rodentia; Chinchillidae. The transcript has 9 exons.
CUUAGGAGCUUAAUAAUGGUUGUGAACCAAAAAGCCAGGGCGUGGUCGCCCCGCCCCCCCGCCGUCCGAUUCGCAGAUUGGCCGGAGGCGAGGACGAGCCCCGCCCCUGGUCUUAUGACUCGGGCCGGAGCGGCGCGUCCUGGCUCUUGCUGCGCCCUGGUCGGUGGUCGCAGAGUUCCCGCCUCAGCCCCGCGAGCGUCGUCGCUGGUGUCGCCGCUCUUGCCGCCGCCGCCGCCGCCCCUGCCCCUCGGGAUCAUGGUGUGCUUCCGCCUCGCCCCUGUUCCGGGCUUGGAGCUCGCCCUGCUCUGCCUCGUCCUGGGGGCUGCCCAGUCUUAUGCAUUGGAACUGAAUUUGACAAAUUCAGAAAAAGUCACUUGCCUUUACGCAAAAUGGCAGAUGAAUUUCACAAUACAGUAUGAAACUACAAACAAAACUAAUAACACUGUAACCAUUUCAGCCCAUGAUCCUGUGACAUACAAUGGAAGCAGUUGUGGGGAUGACCACAAUGGUCCCAAAAUAGCUGUGCAAUUUCAGUCUGGUUUCUCUUGGAUUGUGAAUUUUACCAAGAGUGCUCCUAAUUACUUCAUUGACAGCAUCUUGUUUUCCUACGACACCAGGGAUAACACAACAUUUCCUGAUGCUAAAGAUAAAGGACUCUUUACCGUCGCUGAUUCUGUGGAAGUCAGUGUUCCGUUGAAUAACAUCUUUAGAUGCAAGAGUUUAUUAACUCAUGAAAAGAACCAUGUUGUCCAGCACUAUUGGGAUGUUCUUGUUCAAGCUUUUGUCCAAAAUGGCACCGUGAGCAAAAAAGAAUUUCUGUGUGAGGAAGACAGAAGCCCCACCACAGCGGCCCCCGUCAUUCACACCACUGUGCCCUCGCCUACCACGACGCCCGCUGCAAAGGAGAAGCCAGAAGUUGGCAACUACUCAGUGAGUAAGGGCAACAGCACGUGCCUGCUGGCGACCAUGGGGCUGCAGCUGAACGUCACUCAGGACAAGGUUGCCUCAAUCAUUAACAUCAACCCCAACACAACGGGCUUCACUGGCAGCUGCCAACCCAACACAGCUCAGCUUCGGCUCAACAGCAGCGUCGUUAAGUAUCUUGACUUUGUCUUUGCCGUGAAAAAUGAAAACCGAUUCUACCUGAAGGAAGUGAAUGCCAGCAUAGCGUUGGCAAAUGGCUCCGUUUUCAGCACUGCAAAUAAGAACCUUAGCUACUGGGAUGCCCCCCUGGGAAGUUCUUAUAUGUGCAACAAAGAACAGACUGUGUCAGUGUCUGAAAAUUUUCAGAUAAAUACCUUUCGCCUAAGGGUUCAGCCUUUCAAUGUGAAGGAAGGAGUAUAUUCUACAGCCCAGGAGUGUUCGCUGGAUGAUGACACCAUUCUAAUACCAAUUAUAGUUGGUGCUGGUCUUUCAGGCUUGAUUAUCGUUAUAGUGAUUGCUUACCUAAUUGGCAGAAGAAAAAGUUAUGCUGGAUAUCAAACUCUGUAACAGUAGUCCAUAUGUGAUCUCUGUGGCAAAAUAAUAAAGCAAGUACAAGUUCCAACAUGCAUUACUAUUCAAUUUAAUGUACACUUAGUUGCAGUCCCACUCUUAGAAUGGAUGGUUUGGGAGAUUUGUAAUUCAAACUAAAACAUUAAAAAAAAAGAAAUAGAAAAAAAACAAAAAGAAAAAAAAAACCUGUAAGCUACAAAUUAGCCAUGCGAUUUUUGGUUUUUAGCACCAAGAAAUUUAAAGCUAUUAUUUCCAUAGCAAAACAUAUAUGCAACACAUCUGGACUAGAGGUUUUAUUUUACUGCUUUGAAUUAGUAUUUUAUCAGUUUCAUUUAAAUGGUAUGGCUAGAAAUACACAGUUUAAGAAAAAAUGUUUUUGAACAAAAUUUUCUUGCUGCAUGAGGUUGAAUGAGGGCAGCAUUCUACAGUGGAUUUGUACUUGCUUCUUUUGCAUUUUAUUGUGAUUUUGUUUGCAGGUUAACUUCGCUACUUUGGCGUUGCUGCAUAUUUGACCAAUGAGAGAGAUGUUAGUAGAUUUGCACAGGGCUUAGUAAUACGUUUUUACCAGUGAAUGUUUUUCUCAUGAUUUUCAAUACAUUUGUGUUUAAUGUGGCCUGAAUGACAAAAGAUACAAAAACCUUUUAAAUUUUAGAAUAAGCGUUACUGUUGCUUUAUCGUUUUUUAAAAACUGGCCAUGUCAACCUUUUAAAUUGCAAGACAGAAGGCUAUCCCGACUGGGCAUUUUAAUCUAUUUUGUAGGUGCUUUAGAGAUAAUUGCUAGGCAGUGCCAGCUGAGGGCAUUCAUUAGUCCUUUGUGUACCCAUAAAUUGGCCUCAACGUGCAGUACUAAAAUUAAUGAAGAUUUCUCUUUAACCUUCAAGUCUUUCUUGUUGGUGGUAGUAUAUUUUAUUCUUUUUUUUCUUAAAAGAGAAAUGCCAGUGUGUCCUAGAACCUAGAUAAAAAAGUACAUUUGCACUUAGAAAAUAACUCACACCUAACUCAACAUUUUGAUCUUAGUCCAUUAAAAAGUUAUUGGUUUCCAGUUUGCAUUGAUUGCUACAACAUUAUUAAUUGGGCUGUCACAUUUAAGUGGCUCUGUGCUAAUCAAAACUUACACUGUUUUUGUUAUGGUAGAAUCAUUAAUUCAUGUACUUUGUAUUGAGUUUUGUGCUCUGAGAGAUACGCCAGUUGUCCAUUUGCUCUGUACCACCUAAUGCUUUAUAUGAGAAAGGAAAAUACUUCAGCUUGAUCGUUAACAUAUAGGUAUUCCUUGUAGCUUCUAGGCAAUCUUUUUUUUUAUACAUAUAAAUAUUGGUGAGACUGAGCACGCUAAAAUAUUAAUAUGUAGCCAUAGGUGGAAGAUUCCUGUGGUUAUUUGGAGAGGGCAGAUUAUAUGCCUCCCGUGCAUAAGAAAAUGCGGAACUCUCAGGGUUCCAAAAUACUAAUGCUGAAUGCAUCAGUACACACACGCACUCACACAUAUAUAGGCAGUUGCAUGCUAACAUGUAUAUGUGUCUAACUGUCCUUUGUGUUAUAUUAGAGUGAUAAAAUAUUUUCUCUCACUUAAAUUUGCUGUCUGUUUAGCCUGCAGGCCUUACUGGCUCAGAAUCAAAUUCCUGACUAACCCUUCUAGAGCUACAUUGAGCUGCACUGCCAGUUUAAAACACUUCUUAAAGACUAAAUAUAAAUUGGUUUUUAAAAAAAAUAUUUUUAUUUAAACUGUUUUACUGUAAAAUUGUUAAUCUUAUAAGAAUGGAUAAUGCUUUUAAGAAUGUGGGCCUUAGAUAUUUCUCAAGGGAAAAUGAAGCAGCUUUUUUUUUAAAAAAAGUAAACAUCGGAAGCACAAGUGGUCACACUGGCUUAAUGCUGUUAAUGUUUCUAAAAGUUUCUACACUUAGAGUAUAUAUCAGAGUGAUAUUAAAAUACCUCCGAUAAGCACUGUUUUAUAGAAAAUCUGACAUCAGUGAAUAUUUUUGUAUUUUACAUGGACCAGUUUAUAUACUGCUCUUCACGCUAUUAUUUCCUACAGUCACAUGUUCUUUGUACCUUUUGUAGUUUUUGUUUUGUUUUACUGGGUUUGUGCCUUGAUGGUGAUACGCUAUUUAGUUCGGGGUGCUUUUCAUGUUUUACCAUUUCCACAAAGAAACUGGUCCAUGUAAAUGCUUUCCAUGUUUUCUCCUCAAAUGUUUAAACCACUAGUUGAUGUAUGGUAUCGCUCUUUAGAAAUUUGCUUGUCUGUUUGCUCAACAUUGCUUCUAAAACAAUAAAGAUUCUUUUAUUUCUUAAGGAAA